This is a messenger RNA of Cariama cristata (Red-legged seriema), 429 nucleotides long. Its product is annotated as ADP-ribosylation factor-like protein 8B. Gene Ontology annotation, biological process: anterograde axonal transport; protein transport. The annotation marks the transcript as partial. The transcript has 6 exons. Lineage: Eukaryota; Metazoa; Chordata; Aves; Cariamiformes; Cariamidae. The record is from RefSeq and is a predicted model, not a curated record. Gene Ontology annotation, cellular component: lysosomal membrane. Gene Ontology annotation, molecular function: GTPase activity; GTP binding.
GGUCGUUAUGAUAAGUAUAUGAUUAGAGCCUACUUUGAGAAAGAAUCUGACCUCACUCUUGUCACAGGGCAGGUGUGGGACAUUGGAGGGCAGCCAAGAUUUCGAAGCAUGUGGGAGCGUUAUUGCAGAGGAGUCAAUGCAGUUGUUUACAUGGUGGACGCAGCAGACUUAGAAAAAGUAGAAGCUUCAAAGAAUGAGCUACACAGUUUGAUAGAUAAGCCACAAUUGCAUGGAAUUCCAGUGUUAGUCCUUGGAAAUAAAAGAGACCUCCCAGGUGCACUGGAUGAAAAGCAGUUAAUUGAGAAAUUAAACCUUUCAGCUAUUCAAGACAGAGAAAUCUGUUGCUAUUCUAUUUCCUGUAAAGAGAAGGAUAACAUCGACAUAACAUUACAAUGGCUUAUUCAGCACUCCAAAUCAAGACACUGUUGA